AGCCCAUUAUUACAUCUUCUUCUUCACUCACUUCUCCACUUCCACUCAAAUAAUCCUUCAUAUGCAGUAUGCCGCAUCUUCAUCGCACCAAACCACCUUACCACCACCACUGCCGCCACCUCCGGACAUUUAUAGCCGCCAGGGUCAAAUGGGUACCCGACCCAUAUCUAGACAACGCAGUCUCCAAAGAAAAAAACCUCAAACAAGUCAUCUCCCUCAAGAACCAAAUCAUUUCUUCACCUUCAAAAUCACUCCCACUCUCUUCAUUAUCACUUCUCAAAUCCAAUUUAAACCUCCCAAACACAGCCCAAAAGUUUUUACAGAAAUACCCUUCAUUUUUCACUCAAUUCCAACCCUACCCUUCACUCCCUUUCCAUGUCAAACUCAGCCACCAUGCCCUGUCUGUAAACAAAGAAGAACAAACAGUUUACAGUUCUGUCAGUUAUAAAGCUGACGUGGCUCAAAGGUUAGCUAAGCUUUUAAUGCUGACUAAAGUAAAUAGAUUGCCUUUACAUGUUAUUGAUAGAUUUGGGUUUGAUUUGGGCUUGCCUGUUAAUUAUAUUACUCAAUUGUUGUCUGAUUAUCCUGAUUAUUUUCAUGUUUCUUUAGGGAAAGAUUGUGUCUUUAAUGGUAAAGAAACGUUUUUUUUGGAGUUGGUUUGUUGGAGAGAUGAGUUGGGUGUGAGUGAAAUGGAGAAAAGAGUGGCAUUUGGGGAUUUGAGAAAUGUUAAGAAAGGCGAGGUUAUUGGGUUUUCGUUGAGUUAUCCGAACGGGUUCGAUUUAGAUAAGAAAGUUAAAGAUUGGCUUUUUGAAUGGCAGGGUUUGCCUUAUAUUUCACCUUAUGAGAAUGCUUUUCAUUUGAAUCCGAAUGGGGAUCAUGCCGAGAAAUGGGGUGUUGCGGUUUUACAUGAGGUGUUAUGGCUGUUAGUUUCAAAGAAGAUUGAGAAGGAGAAUUUGUUGAUUUUAGGCAAGUAUUUAGGAUUUGGAGAUAGGUUUAAGAAGAUUUUAGUGCAUCAUCCUGGGAUUUUUUAUGUUUCGAAUAAGAUUAGGACGCAGACUGUGGUUCUUAGAGAGGCGUACAGGAAGGAUUUUUUGGUGGUGAAGCAGCCUUUGAUGGGUAUGAGAUUUAGAUAUAUCCAUUUGAUGAAUAAAGUUGUUGAUAAGCAUCGAAAAUCAGCUUGUGAGACUUUAGGUUAUUGGUCGAAAAGGCAAGUGGCCUCAUCGGUUAGUAAAAGGAAGGAGAGAAAAGUAAUGGAUAAAAGUUUGGGAGGAGAGGAGAAGAAAUUGAAUGAGUCUUCUGAAUCUGAAUUUGAGGACUUGAACAUUUCAGAGUCCGAGUUUGAGGAAAUGCAUAGUGAUGUAGCUGUCAAGUACGAAUCAUGAAUUUGUUUUAAUCAUUGCUGAAAAUGCUGUGAAGAGAUAUGGUCGUAUGUUUGCAGCUUCUUAGGUGGUAAGUUCACUUAUCAAUUUCUUAAUGGU
Messenger RNA from Mercurialis annua (annual mercury), 1478 nucleotides. Its product is annotated as protein WHAT'S THIS FACTOR 9, mitochondrial. The record is from RefSeq and is a predicted model, not a curated record. Bases 69 to 1382 code for a protein of 437 amino acids. NCBI's taxonomy places the organism in Eukaryota, Viridiplantae, Streptophyta, Magnoliopsida, Malpighiales, Euphorbiaceae. The transcript has a single exon. Gene Ontology annotation, molecular function: RNA binding.